This is a messenger RNA of Bombyx mori (domestic silkworm), 3209 nucleotides long. Its product is annotated as pyridoxal-dependent decarboxylase domain-containing protein 1-like. The record is from RefSeq and is a predicted model, not a curated record. Bases 163 to 435 code for a protein of 90 amino acids. The transcript is spliced from 3 exons. Lineage: Eukaryota; Metazoa; Arthropoda; Insecta; Lepidoptera; Bombycidae.
AAGAGCUUAAGGCUCGUGAAGACUACUCGUGAAGAGUUUAAAGCGUAAAAAUAAUUUAAAUUGUGGAAUACUUAGGUGUUUUAUGCUAAAUAGAGUAUCCAAUGAUGAAGUCAAUGAAGAUGACAGAGGAUCUUCUCGAUCCUCACCAACUACUACUACUGUAUGUUACGCAUAGAGGCGGCGCAGGCGGACAUCGAGCGCGAGAGCCUGGAGCGGCUGUGGCAGGAGGGGCUGCUGCGGCGCGUGCCGGUGGUGGGGCGCGUGGUGUCCUGGUGGGCGCCCUCCGCCGCGCCGCCCGUGGGCCGCCGUCUGCACCUCGCCAGCGGCACGCUGCAGCCCACCGACGACAUCUACAGGUUGGUUCAAAACAAAAGUAAAGACAGCACUGAGCCGGCGCGCGCGCACUCCCCGACCCGCGCCGCGCCGCAACACUAGUCCUCUGAGUCGUCGGCACGUACCAACCACUAUAAUAUAUUGAAUACGAACAUUAUGCGGUUUAUUCUAAAUUUAUAUAUAUAUAUAAAAAUGAAAAUAAAAUGUCGAUAAGGCAACGCGAUUUUGUCGUAAAUUCUAAGAUCAAUACGAUCCGGAAUGAUGAAGCGGUCCGCUUGUGCAAUCCCAUCGUGUAUGAGUAAGACGGAAAGCUAUUUGUGAUGUGUCGCAUAGCUAAUCUAGAUGGCGCCACCCAAGCAAAGAGUUUAUAUGUUUUUUUAGUCUAUGGUAAAAAUAUAAUAUAAUUGGUGUACGUAUGUAAUUAGAAUUAAAUAAAUCUUUAAAAUAUGAAACUUUUGUAAUGUAGUUUUCAUAAACUGUUUUUUUUUUUUUGUAAUUAAUUGGAUGAUUUCUUUUGUAAUCAAUUUAGGUCAUUGAGCUAAUUCAAUUAAUUAAAUUGAAUCCCGAGGCCUUCGUUCUGUUAAACCCCUUGAAGUUAAUAUCUCCAUUGCAAAAGCCGGAAUAAAGAACUCAAGAAAGCUCGAAAGAGCGCUUUCGAUCGAUCAGAUAAUAGAGACUCAAAUAAUAUAACUUUUGGUUCUGAGCGGCCUCAACUUAUAUCCCGAAGCUUUUGAACCGUGGCCGUAUUUAGUGUAUCAUUUAAAGCCAUGCAAUUAACUGAUGUUUGAGAAAUUAUAACAUGUAAUUUUGUUUAUGCUGUAGUCUUUAUAUUUGUAAUAUUGUAAUUAAUAUUCUUAAUGUAUGUAUGUAUAAUAAACAUUUAGAAGUACAGGUAACCUUUCUAUAACACGGUAGAUAAGUUCCUAUAAAAUUCCGUGUUGUGUGAAAUCGCGUUAUACGAGACUAGAAGACAGUACCAAAAGAAGAGUAAUUUUGUAAUGAAAUGAAACAUCUCAGCUAUGCCUGUAUGUAUUUUUUUAUAAUUAUAAAAGAUAAUCAGUAAAAUUUCGGUUAUUCCCAUAUCGCACAUUCGGUGCGAUAACGUCACUUGUGCAAAUUAUGUAAUUUUUUAUGAGUAACGUUGGAAAAUUCAACAUCUUCACUACAUAGUAUAAAACAAAGUCGCUUUCUCUGUCCCUAUAUCUGCCUGUCCCUAUGUAUGCGUAAAUCUUUAAAACUACGCAACGGAUUUUUAUGCGUUUUUUUUUAAUAGAUAUAGAGUGAUUGAAGAGGAAGUUUUAUAUGUAUAAUAACAUCCAUUAAAUAGUGGAGAAAUCAAUAAUAAAUUACAGUUUCCGAAGCGAAGCGAGGGCGGGUCGCUAGUGUUAUAUAAUUCUUAUAUAGUUCUGCUAAACUAUAGAAAUAAAAUAAUAUUUAAACUAAAACUUUAAACUUCAUCAGUAAAAGCAAAAGUCUGUUUAGUCUCCUCACUAGUAACUAUUAAAAAAUGUAUUUUCUCAUACCCAGUUCAGCAUUGACAAAAAUUGCCUAAGUGACUUUAUAACAUCAUAUGUGCGAUAUAUUGUGUGUUCAUAGUAUAUAAUGUAUUUAUCUCAAUAAUUUUAAACAAAAAACUCGUGUUGUAGAAGUACCAUGCUUUAAAAGGGUUUUGGGGAUAUUUUUUUCGUGUUACAGUGUAACCGUGCUAUAUAAGGGUUAUUUGUAUUGAAACGUAUAAGGCUAUAUUGUAUUUAGCGUUUAGAAUUUAAUUAGUAUUGGAAUGUAGCCGAAUGUAGGUACGGGCGGAAGUCGUUUGUGUCCCGAAUGAGACUGGCUGUGAAAUGUUGCUCGCACGCUACACUAGUAUCUUCAUAUAAAACACACAUUGGAUUUUUCUAUGUUUCUAUAUUAACGUAUACGCAUAUUUAAAAUUUUGCAAUAGAUUUGAUCUCCAGAAUUUUGUUCCGUGCACCCGACUUCACAGACGCCAUUUUGGAUUCAUUUUGUUAAUUUGACAGUUGUUUUUUUUUUGUUUUUUUUUGGUAGCUGAGGCAAAGGAGUUAGCUUCCUGAAUGCCACCGUCGCUCAUGUGUGCGAUUAAGUACUACUGUUUUAGAUUUGGUAUUUAAUUAUUUUAAAUAAGCUAGACUUAAGAUUGUGGAUAUAUUAAACUGAAAGGACAGAUACGUCCGGAUUGUGUCACUCCUUGUAACAUCAGCCAUGUCCCAGUUAAAUUUCACAAUACUUUUUUUUUUAAUGCUUAGAUGGGUGGACGAGUUAACAGCCCACCUGGUGUUAAGUGGUUACUGGAGCCCAUCGACAUCUACAACGUAAAUGCGCCACCCACCUUGAGAUAUAAGUUCUAAGGUUUCAGUAUAGUUACAACGGAUGCCCCGCCCUUCAAACCGAAACGCAUUACUGCUUCACGGCAGAAAUAGGCAGGUUAGUGGUACCUACCCGUGCGGACUCAAUUGGUUGGGCUGGGCAAUUCGGUGCAACAGAAUGCUAAUGCUUUUUUUAUUACCAUAGACAACUGGGAACCUAACUAUACAGCCACAUAUUUUACUAUAAUAAUCUCCUUUGUACUAUUGCAAAUUUAAGACCAAAAAUACUGAAAUAAAUCCAAACGUUUUCAAGUUAUGUAUAUGUAUAUGUCUAACGAACAGCAAUUUUAUUUACAUUUAUUAUACAUAUAUAUACGUAUAUAAACGAGCGACGGUGUUCAUUCAUAUACUGGGCCAUGUCUUAAUCAUUAAAAAAAAGGUCCAUGUUGCAUAUAUAUGAUUUACUAUUGAAGUAUUACGUUAUAGUGAUUUAAAAAACGUUUAUAAAUAAAAGUGAUAAUAAAUAAUAUAUUAUUUAGUACAAAUCGUUAA